AUGACCAUUCGCAAGUCCGCACCUGCCCUACUGCAGCGACUACAGCACGGCCUUUCAAGCCCUCCAGUCGAGCUUAUCUACGCAUCUCACUCACAAUGGCCGUUUCCUCAGCCCUGGUCGCCUCAACAGAACCCAGAUCGGCUUCUGAGCAUCUCAGUGCUUGAUUCAUCCUUCAACCCUCCGACAGUGGCACAUCUUGCUUUAGCCAACUCGCAUCCACCUCCGACUCAGACACAUUACGACGCCAAACUAUUGCUCCUAUCUGUGAAAAAUGCGGAUAAGACGUUGAAACCGGGUGAUGCAUCGUACUUACAGCGACUCGAGAUGAUGUAUUUGCUAUCACAGCACAUACGGACUGGGACCUCUUCGGACGACCCUGCUACCCCAGAAAAUGUUAACAUAGCGAUCGCAAUCAUCGACGAGCCUACGUUUGUUGGAAAAUCUGACGCACUGCUGAAGUUUCUCAAGCAAAGAUUUGUUGGCUUAUCCCGAGCCAACGUCACUGCUAGUAGCGACGUCGAGCUCACAUUCUUGGUCGGCUUGGACACUCUUGAACGCUUGUUCUCCCCUCGCUACUACCAUUCAGAAGCGGCCAUGGUCUCGUCGUUGCGCAAAUUCCUUUCUCCUGGACCUGAAGGAGACAACUCACGCCUCGUCUGUGUAAACCGAACUUUUGCACCAUCCACGGCCCUGCAAGUGUCCGAAGAGCUCGAAGGAGCAAACACCUCAGAUUACACAAAAGAAUUCAUAGAUUCCGGCCGCGCUGCAGUGGUGGAGAUCGGGGAGCACUUGAGCACCUACAGCUCAAGUGCCGUUCGUAGCGCCAUUGGCACAUUUGGUUUGGGCCAGACGGGCGGCAAUCCUGCCUGGCGAAAUUUCGUCACAAAAGAAGUGGCCGAGUACAUCGUCGAACAACGGCUUUACGAAUCCGAUUCUUGA
Molecule: messenger RNA, 939 nt
Organism: Cyclocybe aegerita
Lineage: Eukaryota; Fungi; Basidiomycota; Agaricomycetes; Agaricales; Hemipholiotaceae
Source: the annotation of a GenBank genome assembly